Molecule: messenger RNA, 3708 nt
Organism: Myxocyprinus asiaticus (Chinese sucker)
Lineage: Eukaryota; Metazoa; Chordata; Actinopteri; Cypriniformes; Catostomidae
Product: probable G-protein coupled receptor 153
Exons: 7
Coding region: 525-2471 (648 amino acids)
Biological process (GO): G protein-coupled receptor signaling pathway
Cellular component (GO): membrane
Molecular function (GO): G protein-coupled receptor activity
Source: RefSeq, a predicted model, not a curated record
UUCAAUGAGAGCUCCACGAUAAUCAUUGGACAACAAUUGUUGUUUCAUGAAUUCAUCUUCUUUUCACCUCUGGUUACUGCCACAUUUAACCAUAGUGCUUCAUUUUUAAAGUAUUGAUGUGAGGAGCCGCUCGUGCCGUUCCCGUAUUUGGAAUAUAGGCUAAUCGCGCGCACACCGAAAUGUGGACAUAAAGCAUGACAAUGAAGGAACAUUACAUUUAAAUCUGGAUAUAUCGGCAUCUACACAAGAACUGCAAUAAUUCUCUUAUGAAGCUGAAAAGGUUUCAGAGGAUUGUUAGGGCACUGUAACGGCUCUCAGUGCGUGUGCGCAUGCUCCUCCUCUGGCUGACCCCAGCACCCCCUUACACUGCUAUGCCCCCUGUCCUGUCUUCUCAUCACCUCCAGAGGAAGCACUGCUCACCCCUGUAGGAAUGCCUGCUCAGGCCUGGUACCUGCCCCCACCCGCCGCUGCUCCUGCACCUUGCGCCAUUCCAACCCCCACCAGCUCUCGCAGGCUGCUCCACCAUGAACGAUGAGGUCAUCAGCACUAACGCACUGGCUUGGCUGGUCUGCUCGGGAGUGUCCAUCCUGGCCAACACCUGGGGCAUCCUGAGCGUGAGCGCCAAGCAGAAGAAGUGGAAGCCAUUGGAGUUCCUCAUUUGCACUCUGGCUGGCACGCACAUCCUGAACAUGGGCAUCCCCAUCACCAUGUACUGCGUCAUUCAGCUGCGUCGACAGCACUCAAACUAUGAGUGGAACGAAGGACUCUGCAAGGUCUUCGUCUCCACCUUCUACACCCUUACCUUGGUCACCUGCUUCUCCGUCACUUCUCUGUCCUACCACCGCAUGUGGAUGGUCCGAUGGCCUGUCAAUUAUAGGUUGAGUAAUACCAAGAAGCAGGCCGCCCAUACUGUCAUGGGCAUCUGGAUGGUCUCGUUCAUUCUGUCCACACUGCCCGCUGUGGGCUGGCAUGAUACCACAGAACGCUUCUACACCCACGACAACUGCCGCUUCAUUGUGACCGAGAUCGGCCUGGGCUUCGGUGUCUGCUUCCUGCUGCUGAUCAGCGGGAGUGUGGUGAUGGGCGUCAUCUGCAUAGGGAUUGCCCUCUUUCAGACCUUCUCCAUUCAGAUGAGCCAAAAUGUGGACAAGAACAAAUUUAAUGUGCCCACCAUCGUAGUGGAGGAUGCCCAAGGCAAGAGACGCUCGUCCAUUGAUGGCUCAGAGCCCAUCAAGACUUCGUUGCAGAUCACCUAUCUUAUCAGUGGAAUAGUCUUCAUAUACGACUUUCUAACUGGGUUCCCCAUAUUGGUGGUGAGCUUUGCUAGCCUGAAAUUUGACCGCUCCUACAGCUGGAUGGUGCUGUGUGUGCUGUGGUGCUCCAUAGCUCAAUCCAUCCUCCUCCCCAUGUUCCUGUGGGCUUGUGACCGCUACAGGGCUGACAUCAAAAUGGUCUGGGAGAAAUGUGUGGUCAUCAUGUCCAACGAUGACGUGGAUGAAGAAAACAGCCAGGAUGGAGGCAUUCAUCCGGACUUAAUAUAUGACAGACCGUUUGACUAUAGCUCCAGUGCUGAUAUCAUGACGGUAGACCGUAUUGCCUUAGAAAGGGGGGGCCCCCAGGGUUAUCCAAUGAGGGAGCUUCAGGAAGAUAAAAUGCACUAUUUGCAGGUGCCCCCUACAAGAAGAUACUCCCACGACGAAACCGACAUGUGGACCACCGGUCAGAUCUCGUCUUAUCUGCAUCGCUGGGGCUCCACAAAGGACAUCAUUGGCAUCCCUCAUUACAGCUCACCACACCACGAGAGAUGGCGGAGCAGCCCGGUAUCCUGCCACGAGGAGAGCCACGCUCACCGCAAACGGAGGCGAUCCGAGGACAUGCAUUCGCUCAAGCAGAUUCCACGUGUUGAGCGUUAUGAGGACGAUUUCGAGUGCUUCAGCCGUGACGAAGUGAUUAAUUUCAUCGAUGAGACGCCAUUGGCUAGUCCAAUGAGGAGCCCGUGCCGCACCUCUGUGAUCUCUCUUGUCCCUCAGACGUUCAAGCAGCACAAUGUCUUGCUGCCGCAUUUCCCACUCACAUACUUCGAGUGUGAGCCUCAAGUGUUGAGACGCUGCUCUGAGCACGGCAGGGGUUCCACACUAACGGAGCUCCCUCAGGAUAUAUCAAGGAAGGUGAAGGGCUGUAGUGACAGCAGAAGUGCCGUGGGUGAGGACUCAAGCAGUAAGGGAUGCCACGAGCAUAGGCGCGAUGCGAAGCACACAUCAGAACUGGUUUCCAUGGGCUGGUUUCCACGGACAAGGGAUCAGGCCUCUUCAAGUGUUAGGACAGGACAGGUAGAUGCACCUGCUUGGGUGAACCAGAAGCACCUUUCUAAAGGUGAAAGCAAAAGAAGCACAAAUCGUUUUUUAAGCUUGCAAUCUGUGUCGUCGGGCUAUAACACUUUUCACUCCGAAUCCAUAGGAUCCACAAACUGAGAAACAGUUUUUCGAAUAUUAUAAAAUAGUCCCCGAUAUGGUUAUUAGUAUUAUAACUUUGACUAAAUAGAAUUUUUUUUUUAACCUAGGAACUGGACUCUUGGAUCUUGAGAUGUGGUUGAUACAAUAUGACGUAGGCUAGACCUUAGUCAGAGUAGAUGCCAUAUUUUAUUUGAUGCCAAUCAAAGCAAGGCUGUGAUUUGUAGAAGUACAAUCCGUUCAAUGGGUUGUAUUGUUGUAUCGUUUGAACAGCCAGUGAAACAUUGAAAAUACACCUUUCCAGAAACAUUCGAGUAGACGUAAAACUCAGGAAAACAUUGUUGUGAAUUUAUAGGCUACAACCCAUUGAACGGACUAUAGCACUUCUAUUCCUCACAGCCUUGUUUUCAAUCUUGUCAAACUGAAUAUGGCGUCUUCCCUGACUAAGGUCCAUAAAGACAUAUUACAUAAUUACGUUGUGUUACUGAUAUAGUACUGUAUUGCUUUCUUUGAUAUUGACAUUUCAGUAAACGGUUUGAUUUGUAGAUUUCUGAUUCAUUUUAUGUAAUCUCAAAGACCAGCUUGGUUGUGGAAAGGUUCUGAACUUAAGCAGUAAGCUAUAUAGCGUUUGUUUACAGCACAUAACCACUCACAGAGUGGCUUUUGUAGACACUUUUGCUGUGUUUUUGAUGUUUCUGGUGGUGUAGCGUGUUUUUCACAUUUUUUUGUUUUUUUGUUUUUUUUUACUAAACGAAAAAGAUAUUUUGUUAUAUUGUUUGAAUUUGAAAUUUUCAUAUUUUUGAAACACAGUGUUCUCUUUGUAGAUCCAGACAUUCUUGUCAAAAGUAUUUAAAAAAAAAAAAAAAAAAAACUGCAUUAUUUCACCAUUUUUUCUUUUUUUUUUUUUAAAUCAGUUUGUGUUAAGUGCUCUGUGAUGAUUGAAAAUGUGUAUCUGAUGCAAUGUUAUUCAUGAUACAGCCUAUUUGUCUGGUAUCCUGUAACUAUAUGAGAGUAUGAGAAGCUACAUCAUUUACAAACACCUAUAGCCUGCAGUCUACAUGAACUUUUUACAAAAGAAGUGGCAUAUUCUUUUGUCAUAAGGAGAAAAAGAGCUUUCAGUUGAAAACUGGUAUAAUCUGAUUUGAUUUCUAAAUAUAUAUAGACGUAACCAUUGAAUCAGAAUCGGAUAUUUGGUGUAUUAUUUACUGUGUAUGACCAUGUCUUCUAUGCUUAUCCCAAUACAUUUUAGGUUGUCUAA